Messenger RNA from Atta colombica, 1109 nucleotides. It is a transcript of the gene Rack1, whose product is annotated as guanine nucleotide-binding protein subunit beta-like protein. Lineage: Eukaryota; Metazoa; Arthropoda; Insecta; Hymenoptera; Formicidae. Gene Ontology annotation, molecular function: ribosome binding; protein kinase C binding; translation regulator activity. Gene Ontology annotation, biological process: positive regulation of protein phosphorylation; rescue of stalled cytosolic ribosome. The transcript has 5 exons. Bases 120 to 1073 code for a protein of 317 amino acids. Gene Ontology annotation, cellular component: cytosol; nucleus. The record is from RefSeq and is a predicted model, not a curated record.
UAAUUGCACGCCGUGUCCGGCGUGCUGCUCGUUCUUUUUCGUUCAUCAUUUGAUAGACGCGGUAGACACGGAGUAAUCCGUUUUAAUCGGCGAUAUAACAUAGCCGAGAGUGAUUCAAAAUGACGGAAACUUUACAAUUAAGAGGCACGCUUCGUGGCCACAAUGGAUGGGUCACGCAAAUUGCGACAAACCCGAAAUAUCCGGACAUGAUUUUAUCUUCUUCACGUGAUAAGACUCUGAUCGUUUGGAAAUUGACGCGUGACGAAGCUAACUAUGGCAUCCCACAAAAACGUCUUUAUGGGCACUCGCACUUCAUAAGCGACGUAGUUCUUUCAUCCGAUGGCAAUUAUGCUCUGUCUGGUUCGUGGGACAAAACGUUGCGUCUUUGGGAUUUGGCAGCAGGUCGUACGACUAGAAGAUUUGAAGACCAUACCAAGGAUGUUUUGAGCGUCGCUUUCUCUGUGGACAAUCGUCAAAUUGUCUCCGGUUCACGAGACAAGACGAUUAAAUUAUGGAAUACAUUAGCUGAAUGCAAAUAUACCAUCCAGGAUGAUGGACACACAGACUGGGUCAGCUGUGUGCGCUUCUCUCCCAACCACGCGAAUCCUAUCAUUGUUUCUGCAGGCUGGGAUCGUGUUGUCAAGGUCUGGAAUUUGACGAACUGCAGAUUAAAGAUCAAUCAUAGUGGUCAUACAGGAUAUCUGAAUACUGUUACAGUAUCACCUGAUGGAUCACUGUGCGCAUCUGGUGGAAAGGAUUGCAAAGCUAUGUUGUGGGAUCUGAAUGAUGGAAAACAUCUUCAUACUUUGGAUCAUAAUGACAUCAUUACAGCUUUAUGCUUCAGUCCUAAUCGUUAUUGGCUUUGCGCCGCGUUUGGACCAUGGAUCAAAAUCUGGGAUCUUGAGACUAAAGAAAUGGUCGAAGAAUUAAAACCUGAAGUCGUAUCUGCAACCAGUAAAUCAGAACCUCCCCUCUGCCUGUCUCUCGCAUGGUCCACUGACGGCCAGACACUAUUUGCUGGGUAUUCUGAUAAUACUAUUCGUGUCUGGCAAGUUUCUGUAUCUAGCAGAUAAAUACUUUAUAAUAAAAACUUACAAUUCUCAACAAUA